This is a messenger RNA of Peromyscus californicus insignis, 1752 nucleotides long. RefSeq names its product G protein-coupled receptor 50 (gene Gpr50). Gene Ontology annotation, cellular component: membrane. NCBI's taxonomy places the organism in Eukaryota, Metazoa, Chordata, Mammalia, Rodentia, Cricetidae. The record is from RefSeq and is a predicted model, not a curated record. Gene Ontology annotation, biological process: G protein-coupled receptor signaling pathway. Gene Ontology annotation, molecular function: melatonin receptor activity.
AUGGCCGUGGUCCCCAAGAGCAACAUGGGACCUACCAAGGCGGUUCCCACACCAUUCGGCUGCAUUGGCUGUAAGCUGCCAAAACCUGACUACCCACUAGCACUAAUCACCUUCAUGUUCUGCGCAAUGGUUAUCACUGUUGUCUUAGACCUGAUCGGCAACUCCAUGGUCCUUUUGGCUGUGACCAAGAACAAGAAGCUCCAAAAUUCUGGCAACAUCUUUGUGGCCAGCCUCUCCGUGGCAGACAUGCUGGUGGCCAUCUACCCCUACCCUAUGAUGCUGUAUGCCAUGUCAGUUGGGGGCUGGGAUCUGAGUCAGCUCCAGUGCCAGAUAGUCGGGUUGGUCUCAGGACUGAGUGUGGUUGGUUCCAUCUUCAACAUUACGGCCAUUGCCAUCAAUCGUUAUUGCUACAUCUGCCACAGCCUCCAAUAUAAGCGGAUCUUCAGCCUGCGCAACACUUACAUCUACCUGGUCAUUACCUGGGUCAUGACUGUCCUGGCUGUCCUGCCUAACAUGUACAUUGGCACCACUGAGUAUGAUCCUCACACUUACUCCUGUAUCUUCAACUAUGCGAACAACCCCGUCGUUACCAUGACCAUUGUCUGCAUCCACUUCAUCCUCCCUCUCAUCAUAGUCAGUUAUUGCUACACCAAAAUCUGGAUCAAAGUGCUGGCAGCCCAUGACCCAGCUGGACAGAAUCCUGAUAACCAGUUUGCUGAGGUUCGAAAUUUUCUAACCAUGUUUGUGAUCUUCCUCCUUUUUGCAGUGUGCUGGUGCCCUAUCAAUGUGCUCACUGUGUUGGUGGCUGUCAGUCCAAAAGAUAUGGCAGGCAAGAUCCCCAACUGGCUUUAUCUUGCAGCCUAUUACAUAGCCUACUUCAACAGCUGCCUCAAUGCUGUCAUCUAUGGUAUCCUCAAUGAGAGUUUCCGACGAGAAUAUUGGACCAUCUUUCAUGCUUUGCGGCACCCUAUCCUGUUCAUCUCUCACCUCAUCACUGACAUUCGGGAGACUCGGGAGACCCAAGCUCUCACUCGUGCCCAUGUCUGUGCCCAUGUCCGUGCCCAUGACCAAGCCCGAGAACAAGAGCGUGCCCGUACCCGUCUUGCUAUGGAAGGAACAUCACGGAAUGUCUGGAAUGUUCUAUUGCCUGGUGAUGCGGCAGCAGCCCACUCUGAUCGUGUCUCUGUCCAUUCCAAGCCCCAAACCAGGUGUACUUCUGCCUACCGCAAACCUGCCUCUAUCCAUCAUAAGUCUCUUUCUGGCCACCCCAAGUCUGCCUCUGUCUACCCUGUCCAUUUCAAGCCCGCCUUGGUCCAUCUCAAACCCACCUCUGUCCAUUUCAAGGGGGACUCUGUCCAUUUCAGGGCUGCUUCCAAGCUUGUUACUAGUCACUGUAUCUCUGCUGGCUCUUCCCCCAGCCAUCCUACAUCCACUGCUGGCUACAUUAAGCCUGCUACCAGCCACCCUGCAACCACCACUGUUGACUAUCUUGAACCUGCCACCACUAGCCAUUCUGUGCUCACUGCUGUUGAUCUCCCUGAGAUCUCAGCCUCCCAUUGCCUUGAGAUGACCACCACUGGCCACCUCAAACCUGCCUCCAGCCUUCCCAUUGUAUUCCCUGAGCUUGCUGCUACCUCUGCCACCCCUCCUGACCCCACAGUAAUCCCCAUUGCCAUUGAUGAUUACCGAAAGGUCCUGCUUAUUGAUGAUGAUUCUGAUGAUUCCGAUUGUUCUGAUGAGAUGGCUGUGUGA